UCCGAUUGUAGACAACCGCGAUAUUUAUCGAUAUAUUUUACUAGGGCCUAGUUAUGUAACAUUGUUCUGCGGCCGUUGGCAAUAAUAAUAGACUCGUUUUGUCAAUCAAUUAAGAUCGUGUCUUAAAUCGGCAAAAGCCAUGGCUGGAGAACAAAUGAAAUACCCAUAUUCGUUGGGUGCAAAAAUUAGACGAUUUCCAUUUCAUCAUUUUUUCUUUGUAUCCAAACACGGUUGGAUACUUCGAUAUUGGGCAAUUAGCAUAUUAGUUUGUACACCUAUAUUCUAUAAAUUCCAAAAAGCAACUCACAAUCCAGGAAACGUGGAACAAUGGAAAAAAAUCCACGAGAAACAAUUCUCUGGAGAAAUGCAUCAUUAAACUGUAUUUAAAAAUAUUGUAGUCUAUUGCGAAAGAAAAAAAAAAAAUAUAUAUAUAUGUAUGUGUAUAAAUAGUUUCAAA
This is a messenger RNA of Frieseomelitta varia, 457 nucleotides long. RefSeq lists its product as uncharacterized. The transcript has 3 exons. Bases 140 to 376 code for a protein of 78 amino acids. The record is from RefSeq and is a predicted model, not a curated record. Lineage: Eukaryota; Metazoa; Arthropoda; Insecta; Hymenoptera; Apidae.